GAAUGCAAAAAUGAGCAGUACUAAUGAUCCUGAUAAACCAAAAUCAUCUAUAUUAGAAUCGCCUACAAGGCGUGAAUUUCUCUCAGUUGAAGUUGUCAAACCAAGGCCUUUGCUAGAUGGAAUAUAUGUCAGUUUUUGUGUUGGUGAUAAUGAUGAUUUUUGUCUAGAUACACAAGAACUAAAAGAAAGUCUCGAGUCGUAA
Messenger RNA from Entrophospora candida, 202 nucleotides. The record is from the annotation of a GenBank genome assembly. NCBI's taxonomy places the organism in Eukaryota, Fungi, Glomeromycota, Glomeromycetes, Entrophosporales, Entrophosporaceae.